Penicillium manginii is the source of this 507-nucleotide messenger RNA. RefSeq lists its product as uncharacterized. Lineage: Eukaryota; Fungi; Ascomycota; Eurotiomycetes; Eurotiales; Aspergillaceae. The record is from RefSeq and is a predicted model, not a curated record. The transcript has a single exon. Bases 1 to 507 code for a protein of 168 amino acids.
AUGCCUUGUGCUCACAAACACGCCCGGGGGAUACUUGUUGAUAUCAUUAUCGCUGAACACGAGCUCCGUAUGCACUCACAGUGGCAGGAACGAAUCAAAAGAAAACUCGAGAGUUCCUGCACGACCACUGGCAACUUGAAGAGCCCCAACGAGAAACUGGUCAAGGAAUUUCAUUCCGAGCUUUACAAGCUUCUACCUGAAGCGAGCGAAUUGUCACGCAAGCUCUACGAAGCAGAAUCCAUGCUUCCUGCCAACCCACUGAAGCGCAACUAUGAAGACAACCGCAAGGAUCCUAAAUGGUACAUGCGUAAAGAGCUGGUUGCAGACUGUGCGGGUCGAAAUGGGUGCUGUAGCCGUGGCUGUGGCUGCUGUGCACUUCGUGCUACGGAAUCUUAUGAGAGAGGCGUAGGCCAUUGUACAGUGGAGUGCUCAUGCUGCGUUAGCUUUCGAGGCUUUGAACCAUCCCCGAUGGAGAGGCAGGAGAUAAAAUUUUGGUAUCCGGAAUGA